AUGAGACAGGGCUUAGUCAUUUUGUCUAUGCUGUGGCUUUUGAUUGUUGAUUGGCUGAGAGGUCUCUUCACCCACAAACCGAAAACUUCCUACGAGAUCAGCAGCACAGUCGCAAUUGGUGGCUUCGGGCUUAGUAGUGGCCGUCGGAAUCGGUGGGUCUUCUCCAUUUCCUCCUUUGAACACCGAAUCAGGUGGGUCUUCUCCAUUUUCUCCUGUAGAGAAUCAGAUGGGUCUUCUCCAUUUCCUCCUGUAGGUUUCACAUCAGGUGGGUCUUCUCCAUUUCCUCCUGUAGGUUACAGAUCAGAUGGGUCUUCUCCAUUUCCUCAUUCUAAACUCAGCAACGGCUUCGAUUCUUGGCCAAAGUCUAAACUCAGCAACGGCUUCGAUUCUUGGCCAUUCGGCUAUGUGGUAGAGUGCCACUCUCUAAACUCAGCAACGGCUUCGAUUCUUGGCCAGUCGGCUUUGUCGAUAGCAACGGCUUCGAUUCCUGGCCAGUCGGUUAUAUCGGAGAGUGCCAACUGUGUUUCUCCUUUGUUCGAGCUUUAA
Rodentolepis nana is the source of this 546-nucleotide messenger RNA. Lineage: Eukaryota; Metazoa; Platyhelminthes; Cestoda; Cyclophyllidea; Hymenolepididae. The record is from the annotation of a GenBank genome assembly.